AGCCCCGCAGACUCUCACUCUUUGGUCUCCGGCUCGGUUCCGGCGGUUCGCGCGCUGCGAUUGCUGGAGACGCGUCCUGCGCGGGCAGAGGCGUGUGGACCCCGCGGCCUCCCCCACCCCAGCCGCAUGUUUGAGGAGCCAGAGUGGGCCGACGAGGCCCCAGCAGGGGCGGGCUUGCGGCCUGGAGCUCCACGGCCUCCGCCCGCCGCAGCCUCGCAGAUCAAGGGCUCCAAGCACCGGCAGCUGUUGGCCACAUUACGGGCCCUGGAAGCAGCAUCUCUUCCCCAGCAACCCCCUAGCCUGCCCAGCAGUGACUCCGAAGAGGAUGUGGUGGAAAGGAAGAAGAAACGCCCCAAAAAGGCGUCAUCUGCCAGCACUUCUAUUGAAGUAAAGAAGAGGAAGAGAUGUCAAAAACAGGGCCCGCCUGGCAGUGAGUAUGAAGAAAAGGAAGUAGAAAGGAAGAAAAAGUGCCUCAAAGGGGUUUUUAAUGCCAAUGAUUCUGCCAAAGAACAGAAAAGAAAGAAGAAAUGCCAGAAGCAGGUCCCCUCAAGCCCUACCCAGCACCUGGAUGAUGAUAACCAAACAGGUCCCAAAGCUUGGAAGAGUAGCGCUAUGAGUGACCUAUCCAAGCCAAGUCCUGGAACCACUUCUAACCCUCCCCAGACCUUGAGCCGUAAGCAGUGGCGGAACCGGCAAAAGAACAAACGGAGACAUAAGAACAAGUUUCGGCCACCUCAGCCGUUGGACCAGGCUCCAGCCACAGCCCCAACAGAGGAGGCAGAGGUGCCUCCUGCCCCCAGUCCAGAUAACCAUGAGGAUCGGGCCGGGGCUCUGCGAGCCCGCAUGGCCCAGAGGCUGGAUGGUGCCCGAUUUCGCUACCUCAACGAACAGCUAUACUCAAAGCCUAGCAGUGCCGCACAGCGCCUCUUUCAGGAAGACCCUGAGGCUUUUCUCCUCUACCACCGCGGCUUCCAGAGCCAAGUCAAGAAGUGGCCACUGCAGCCAGUGGACCGCAUCGCCAGGGAUCUUCGCCAGCGGCCUGCGUCCCUGGUGGUAGCUGACUUCGGCUGCGGGGACUGCCGCCUGGCUUCAAGUAUCCGGAACACUGUGCACUGCUUUGACUUGGCGUCUCUGGACCCCAGGGUCACUGUGUGUGACAUGGCUCAGGUGCCUCUGGAGGAUGAGUCCGUGGAUGUCGCAGUGUUCUGCCUUUCACUGAUGGGAACCAACAUCAGGGACUUCCUAGAGGAGGCAAAUCGAGUGCUGAAGCAAGGGGGUCUCUUGAAAGUGGCUGAAGUCAGUAGCCGCUUUGAAGACGUUCGGACCUUUCUGGGGGCUGUGACCAAACUGGGCUUCAAGGUCAUCUCCAAGGACCUUACCAACAGCCACUUCUUCUUGUUUGACUUUGAAAAGACUGGGCCUCCCCGGGUAGGGCCCAAGGCUCAGCUCACAGGCCUGAAGCUUCAGCCAUGUCUCUACAAGCGCAGGUGACCUCUGGGCCCACCUUGAAAGGGGAAGCAAGUCUUGAACUCCAGGCUCAGAACUCUGAAGACUGUAUCCAGCCAAGCUCUGACUCAGGAACUGGUACAUCCCUUCCUCUGUCCCAAGACCAAAGUAUAAUGAAACCCCCUGAUUCAGCCCAACUCUAAGGGAGGCUUCUUGGUUGUGAGAGGCAUAAAGUCACUUGGGCUAGCUAAAGAAUAAGGAGUUUAUUGUUAAAAUACAAGUGUAUCGGGGAAUUAUGAGUCUUCCAGAUGUGGGAACUAGCUGGUUUGGAAUUCCAGGCAUCUCUGGGUUUGGCUCUUCUUUCCAUCUCUCAGGAGCCACAUGGACUUUCUGUCCUGUCAUCUCUACUCUCUUCUGAUUUCCAUCUGCUGAGGAAAUCUACAGCCAAGGCCGGGUACAUAAGUGCACAAUAAACUUCAGCUAUGGCUGUGAUGUGUUGUAAGCCUUACUAUUUUCUAAAGCCCUUCCUUAGGGUUGAAGGUUGAAGAGUAAAGAAUGGAUUUGUUGACUGGGGAAGACUGAGAGAGAGUUCAAGGUAGGCCUUCUAAUGGGCUUCAUUUCACAGGGUAUUCAGAGAUUGUUGAUAAGUUCUUGGAGGAGGAUGGUAAGGGAGCUGGGUCUCUUCAUAAAUAACUAGUUGAUGCCAUGGUAGUGUGGAGCAUUGGGCUGUCCAUUGGCACAAGGGUCUGUGUUGUUUUCACCUUGCAGCGGGCCCAUAUCAGCAUGCCUAGGAAAGUUAUGGGAAAGGAAGGCUGGUAUUGGAAAAAGAUGAACUGGGAUGAUAGACCCUUGCCCUCUCUUCGAAGGUAUCUGCUAUGGGUCUAGGUAUAAAGACGCAGCCUCUUACCUGUUGUGAAGGGCAAAAACUGACAGUGCCCACUGGGACACAGCUUCCAGGGCUCUAAGCCAGUCAGAUACCUCCAGUGAGGAGAUGGAGGCUUUGAGGUAUGCUGUAGGCCAGAGAGCAUGUUUGGAGGCUAGGCUGUGUCCCCCAGUGUCUUUGAAUGUGCUCUUCUGUCUGCUGAAUACUGACUGAUGGAGUCUUAUUCAUCCUUCCACAUAGCUUAGUUGUUCCCUGCUGCACCCCUCCCAAAGCAGAAUUAACUUCUUCAUCUGCUCAUCUGCUUUCUUCAAAUUGCACUGAUUGCUUUGUGCAUUAGGCUGCGGUCUUUUCUUUUCUUUUCUUUUUUUUAAAGAUUUUUAUUCAUUUAUUCAUGAGAGAGAGAGAGAAGCAGAGACACAGGCAGAGGGAGAAGCAGUCUCCAUGUAGGGAGCCCGAUGUGGGAAUCAAUCCCAGCACUCCAGGAUCAUGCCCUGGGCCGAAGGCAAGCACUACACCACUGAACCACCCAGGGAUCCCUAGGCUGCGGUCUUUUUGACUCGUAUUUAUCUUCAUAUUCUCAGAGCUUGUCACUGAGGUGGUGGAAAAACAGGGUCUAGUUGAGUGGGACUGAUGAGAGGAGGGUGUUGCAGGAACCCAGGUUCACAGUUCAAGAUGUGAGCACCAGGGACAGGGACAAUGCAAGUAAGCAGAUGGGAGAAGUUGAGCAGGUGGGAUAUUGAAGGUUGGUGAGAGGAAGGAAUCUGAAGUAAGUGUCUUCUUGCUUGAGCAACAGGUUGGGCUGGUGCUGUCAUUGAGAAUGUUGGGUUUUAGGUACCUGUUUGAUGUUCAUUUGGAAGAGGGAUGUAAAAAUGCCAGGAGAGAUCUUUGCUGGGAUUUGGGAAUAAGCCAUCCAGAGGUGGUAAUUAAAGUCAUGGGAACAGAGAAGGUAUCCAGAAUAAUAUAUAUAGAGAAAACGGCUCAAUAAAAUUCUGAGGAGCAUGUAAUGGAUAAGGAAAAGCAAAUGGACCCAUCAGGGUGACAAUGUGAGAAGGUUGGUCAAGAAAUGGAGGAGUAAAACCAAGAGAGUGAGUGCUUUCAAUAUGGAAGGAAGGGAUGGGGAAGUCGUCAGCUGUCAAAUGCUGUUGCAAGGUCUGUUAAAAUUCAGAGUGAAGUCAGAUUGCAGUAAGGUAAAAAUUGCUAAAUAAUGUUGAGGGCUUCUUUGAAUUUAUAUUGGUAUUACUCAUGACUUUAUGGUUACACCAGCCAGCCCAGUGGUGUGGUUAUCUCUGCCUAUUCAGGAAUCUAGGUGUAGCUGUGGGGAAAAUGAACAGUAAAGGAUCAUCCAGAGCUGAAAUCUUGCCAUGCGAUGCAAAUGAAAGGAAAGCAAACAAAGGCAUUUCACACCAUUUAGAAGUAACAUCACCAUGUGGGAUUGGGCAAUGUUGUAGAAGUGGUAGGAGAGUGAAGACGAGGAAUGGGUUGUUGCACUAGGAAUCAUUAAACAAGCAACCUGGGCAGAUGAGAACUGGUGGUCAGAAAUUAGAGUGCCUGAAUUCUUAGUGUUGGAAGCAUAGCAGCUCCAGGCAAUGGCUGAGCCUAGAGUGAAGCCACAGGGGUCAGUCCCUGAGAGGCGUGUGAGGGAGAUGCCUGUACACUGGAUAAUGGACUGAGGGCUCUGGUAUUAUGGGGAGGUCUUGUCUGAUUGGAUUUUGAAGUUCUCCAGGAUGAUGAUAGAAGUUGGCACAGAACAGGUGCCAACCUCUUGAGGGAGGAGGCUGAUCCAGGAGAUAUGCAGAGAAAGUGACAGGGAAGCUAGAUGGCACGAAUUUCAGAAGUGCAAGGGGUUUGGGCUGCCUACUAGAGAGACUGCCAUUUUGGGAGCAAUGUGAGGCUGAUGAGUGGAGCUGGCUACUGGGAUAAAACACCCUCACAGUCCUCUCCAGCUUGUCAGGAUUCACUGGGGAAAUUAUUAUUAUGGCAGCUGCAUGGGACAGGAGCCUCCAGGAGUAAGGGGAGGCAGGCCACAAAGUCCAAGGGAGGUGUUGGAGUAGCAGGCAUGUCAUUGUGGGACACACUUUACCUUUGAUAGGUUCCUGUUUCUUUCUUUUUUUAUAUAUAAUUUUUUAAAUUUUUAUUUAUUUAUGAUAGUCACACACAGAGAAAGAGAGAGGCAGAGACAUAGGCAGAGGGAGAAGCAGGCUCCAUGCACCUGGAGCCUGACGUGGGAUUCGAUCCUGGGUCUCCAGGAUCGCGCCCUGGGCCAAAGGCAGGUGCCAAACCGCUGCACCACCCAGGGAUCCCAGGUUCCUGUUUCUGUUCUUUCACAGAUGUUCAUAUUCCUAGAUCUUGGUUAAUUUUCCCUUUUUUUUUUUUUUUUUUUAAUUUUCAGCAAGACAGCUAGGAUCUGCUUUUUUUUUUUUGUUCUCCUUACUUACCAUUUGGAUUCUUCCUUUACCUGUUCUGGCUCAGUCCACCCAAGUAAAUAUUUCUCUGGCUUGGACUCAGCUCAGGCCCACUGGUAUCUCCAUCGGUUGCUCUGAUUCUGAAAGCGGGACUCCUCUGAGCCUGAUCUGGGGCCUCCCGGCUCCAUUAUUAGCUCCCAGAUAAACUCUUGGGCAAGCCGAAGUUCCUAGACCUCAGUGUUUAAUGUUGAGAGCCUAGGUUGGAGAGAGAACAGUAUAUUUCCUUAAGAAAUAACAGCAUGACAGCUAAGCAAACUAGUUUGAAGACAAUUUGAGAACAGGUUGAAAGAAGGGCAAGAGUAGUAAAAGGUAAGUGGGAGGGGGUUGCUCUACUGUGCAAGGCAGCGCAUUAGAAUCACCCGGUGAUUACCAAGCCCUCCCCCAGUUUCUGAUUCAGGAGAUCAGGAUAGGGUUUGAGAAGUUUUAUUCUGGUUGCUUUGGUUUUUCACAGUGAAGUAGGAAGCAGGGUUGAGAGAGUAGCAGAGAAGGGGUUGGAGUUUUGAGGCAAGGAGAACGUGAAUAUCCUCAAGAGAGUAAGACGGAAUGAAUGAAUAAGGAAAAUUGAGUAUGAUUGCUGGUGGUAUUAAUAGCAUGCUUGAGGUUCAAGGUCAGAAAGAGGAUGCAUGGGAAGAGGCUGUGCAGGAUGGCUUUGUAGAGAGCUUGCUGUUGUGAGACGGCACAGCUGGACUGUGGGGACCCACCCCCUUCACCUUAAACCUAACUGCGGACUCCACUGGGACCAUUCAGGAAGCUUGAAGAAUUUAUUCCUACAGCUGAGGAAUGAUGAGGCUGGAGUCUGACUCCUGCCCUGGGAAUGUAGAGGGCAAGCAGAGACUCACUAACUGUUUCAGUGGUGGAGCUGGGGGAGUGCUGCUGCUUUUGCAUAGACCUGCAUUCCCAGAAUUGGCUGUGGCAAGUGAUGCAGGUGUCACGUAUCCUGUGCAUCUUGCAGGAAAGAGGGAAGCAUGAGGUGGUCUUGGGUCCUGUCCAGUAGGACCAUUUGAGGAAGCAAGGAGACCUUAGCACAAAGAAGCUAGGAAUGUGCCAUGUGGGCUGAGGAGGGAGAUGCAAGAGACCACACACUAAUGCUGCCUCUACCAGGGUCAAGGGGACAGCAGGGAUAUCCCCUUUAAGUAUCUGCCAGGCCCAUAGGGCACAAAAGCAUCCAGUCUAGCAAGAACCUUCUGACCACUCUUACCCCUUACUCCUAUGCAGCUGGGCCCAGAGCAGUCAGCAGCUGUUAGGUAGUUUGGAAGUAAGAAGAACAAAGAGCACUCAGAUUAUUCUUCCCCUCCCCAGCUCAGGCUCCUGGAGACUAGACUUAAGUGGGGCAGGGCUGGGAGGGGAAGUAGUUAGAGCUACAGUAAGUACAGAUUAUUUACUGUUACAUAGGGUUAUUCUAAUUGCUUGUGGUUACUUAGGACUAUUAACUAAGAAUGAGCUGAAACGUCCCAGGCUUGCUGCAGUUUCUCUCCACAGCAGGGGAAGAGUGCCCCCAAAUGAAAAAAGCCUGCAGGGUUAGUGAGAGACAAGAAUCCGGUUGGGUUUGGAUGGUAGCCUGUGCCUUGUGCUUGUUCAGCGUGCUUUGAGAGGUCUCUUGCUGCUGCAGUGUUUGGUGUGCUCCAGCCUUUAUUCCUGUAACACAGCCGUAUGGGAACAUAGUUCCAAAGGAAACAACAUGGUCUUGGCAGAGACACAGCUCAGCUCCAAACACUCAGCCAUUUACAUAUUUGCACAAAGCCCUUUACAGCUUUUCACAGGCGGAGACCCGCAAUUAGAGCUUUGUAUCCACAGGUCAUCCUCCUUCCCAAGUGACUUCUCAGACCAGCCACCUGGUUCUAGGAUGGCACCUGGUUCUAGGACGGUCAACCACUGUAGCAACUGCCUUACUGGUUUAACUAUUUCCACUUCUGCCCCCAAAGCGAUUCAUUUCCACACAGCCAAGUGAUGUUUUUAAAAUGUAAAUCAGAUAUGUCAUUUCUCUUUUUAAAAUCCUUCAAUGGGUUCUCAGUGCUUUGAGACAAAAGACAGACCCGUUCCCAGGCCCUCUGUGAUCUUGCCCCAGGCCUCGCUCUCCCGAAUGCGUCUUAACCCACUCCUUCCUCAUGAGGCUCCAGCCACAUGGGCUUUGUCAUUCCUCACACAUCCCAACCUGUUCUGCUGGGUUUUCAGACAUGCUGGUUCAUCUUCCUACAAUACUUUUUUUGUGAUGAGCUCAUUUUCAUCUUCCAGGUCUUCACAUCACAUCCCCUUUUUUUGUGAUGAGCUCAUUUUCAUCUUCCAGGUCUUCACAUCAAUAUCUUCUGUAGAAGAAACUGGCUAGAUGCUUACCAAAAUGUCCAUCUCAGGCAGCCCCGGUGGCUCAGUGGUUUGGCGCCGCCUUUGGCCUGAGGUGUGAUCCUGGAGACCCAGGAUCAAGUCCUGCGUCGGGCUCCCUGCAUGGAGCCUGCUUCUCGCUUGCCUGUGUCUCUGCCUCUCUCUCUCUCUGUGUGUCUCUCAUGAAUAAAUAAAAUCUUAAAAAAAAAAAAUGUCCAUCUCAUGGACACACAGUUAAAUUCCAUUUCCCAGCUCCUAUGUGAAUAGGCCUCACCACUGGAAAGCAAGUAGAAAUGAUGUUUUACUACCAGACCAAGACAAUUAAAGAGUGGAUCAGCCUUCUCCACAUUCUUCCACCUACUCUUGCCUUCCUCAGUAAUGUUGAAGCCCAUGUUUUGAAGACCCAGAACAUAGAGUCUGAGUCACUGCUUAGAGGAAAGCUCUUUGACCAAGAACAUCCACAUUGGACUUUAAACAAAAAUAAACAUCUAUUACAUUAAGUUCCUGAGCUUUAGGAAGGUUACAGAAACCAGCAUUAUAGGGCAGCCCGGGUGGCGCAGCGGUUUAGUGCUGCCUGUAGCCCAGGGCGUGAUCCUGGAGAUCCGGGAUCGAGUCCCACAUCAGGCUCCCUGCAUGGAGCCUGCUUCUCCCUCUGCCUGUGUCUCUGCCUCUCUCUCUCCUGCUCUGUAUCUCUCAUGAGUAAAUAAAAUAAAAUCUUAAAAAAAAAAAAAAACCAGCAUUAUAUACCCUGGUUAAUAUAUCUUUUCUGGGCAUCCUGUUGACCUCACUCUAGAUCACAAAACCCUUUCUGUUUCCUUCAGGGUGCUUCAAACGUAGAAUUUUACCAGGUGCCAGUCAACACUCCUGCCUGUUCUAUAACUAUUAAUGGAGAGAAAAACAAUCACAUGAGGAAGUUGAAAUACUCAUUUUAUCAGUUGUGUUUUGAUUGUGAUCAGAAGAAAAUAUCCCACUGAAGAAUGUCCUAAACACAUUAGAUUUUUUUUCUAGUGUAAUUAGAAACCUGAAGGUAGGGGCUGUUCGCGUUGGUUUAGGAACUCAAGGAUGUUAACCGUUAGGCUGUUAUUCCUUGGUCUCUUGAUUCUGAUGGUCGCAAGAUGAUGGAUGUGUUCUUGAUUAAGCAGGGAUGCCCUACUUAACUGUUUUUCUUUUUGGAGUCUUGCUGAUUACCACAGCCCCUAUCUUUUUGGCCUUACUUCAAGGGUCCUUCUGCAUUGUUAAUACCCUGCUGUAAAUAUGUUCCAUUAUUUUUUUUUAAGAUUUUAUUUAUUCAUGAGAGACGCCCAGAGAGAGGCAGAGACAUAGGCAGAGGGAGAAGCAGACUCCCUGUGGGGAGCCUAAUGUGGGACUCUAUCCCAGGACCCCAGGAUCACGCCCUGACCCAGAUGCUCAACUGCUGAGCCACCCAGGCGUCCCUCUUCCGUUAUUCCCUACAACAUAACUGAGGCCAAUCUAAAAUAUUAACAUUUUAAAUAUGUUUGUCUCCCCUACCCUUUCCCAUACCUCAGUGACCUGUCAGCAACCUAUCCAAUUCAAAGCUAUUCUUCCUCCAGCUCAGUGGGAUGGGGGACACAUUGUUUCUUUCACUCGUUCUUUACCUUCUCUGUUACUUAGGAUUGGGGUGAGGAGGGCACAUUGGAGGAGAAAAAGCUAAACUCCAUCAGUGUGCUCUACCAAGACAUUUAAAUAUUGGCUCUCAUGUGGGGUAUUGGCUCUCUCUGGAGGCUCCAUGGGGACUUGUGCACUGACUGGCUUUGCUUCUCUCUUUAUGAUACACAGCCUGCACUUCCCCUGGGCAGCCCUUCUGGGAGAGGUCCCAACAAACACCUCACGACUGGUUCCCUUUUAUGAAGCCCACCAGAAACUCAUGCAUGUUUUUGUCCCACCAAACACUAAAAGUGCAGGCCAGCCAGCAGCUGAUUCCUCUCCCCUUGCUUGCCCCAGCAAGCCCGAUGGACUUCUCCAUGUGAGAAAUAAGCACCAACUUGUAUAUGACAUGACUCCAAAAUAAGUAAUUCAGGUUCUAUUCUCCCAAGAAGCCUCUGCACCAGGCUCCACCUCAGUGGUCGUAUGGAGAUUCCUGAGUGUGGCAAGCCUCUAGCUAGAGAAUGUAAUCUGAGUGAAUAUAAAGCCUGUCCCUUGUGGGAACACAAAAGGACUAUAAAUGGUUCUGUUGGAGCCUUCCUUACUUGGUUUAGGAUGGAGGGAACAGCACUGCUCCUUUGCCUUGCAAGGAGGAAAAGUUCUCAUCUUAAAAAUUUCCAUCAAUGCAUCUUUCAUUUCCCCCUUUUUAUAUAGUAGAAAGUUGAGUUGAGAGUCUCUGGAUCAGCUUUGAUUAUCUUAGAGUAAAUUCUCUUUGGAUAUAUCCAGCAUCUUUAUUUAGAACGUGUCAGUACCUGUUAUCUACUGUGUUCAGUUUUGGUGUAUUUUCCAAAGAUCUUCUACAACUGAAAAACUCAUUUAACAUCCUCUUUCUUAUGUUCAUAUUCUUAGAGAAUGUGAGCUGUUUGUGUGCAUGUGCUUUUAUAUAGAGUGUUACUGACAAUUUAUUUUUACUUUGCCAUCCCUCUCCCUCACUCAGCUGUGUUUUUAAUAUCCAUUCACAUAUCAAUCAGGGCCCUGUCAGGGAAAUGCAAACCACACUAAGUACUUAAGUGACAGCAUUUAACUCAGAGAAUUAAUUGCAAAUGUUAGAAGGCUGGAAGAAUAGGAAGAAGUUGCUGAUGUAAUUCAAAAAUUAGUAACUGGAGAAAUCAGAACAUCCCAAGUCCUGGGAAAACAAACAGGAAGAAGUGAUAUAAUCACCGGAAACUGGUUGCUCAGAGAACGAGCCCCUUUUGACUGGUUCUUGGAGCUCUGUAGGGGAAGCUUCUUCCUCGUACCUAGGGCUUAGACUUCUGAGCAAGGGCAUGACUGCCUAUCUACUGCUAAAAUCUCUAUAACAAGUGAGGCAAAGGUGCUGCUAAAUGCAGCAGCAGCUCGUAGCUGGACAGUUGCCUGCAGCUGAAGUAGUGUGACAGCAGCUGGAGAACAGGAAUGAAGGGCCUUCCUGCUGUCUUUCAUUUUGAGUUUCCCUUUAGGAAGUCCCAUUGAUAGGAAGGACCUGAUGGAACCAGCUGGCAGUAGAUUCUGGGAAAUAGAGUUUGCAGAAUCUCUGCUGCAGCAAGACAACCGGAGUGUGUGUAAGGGGGUGGGGAGUAGGGUGGAGUGGGAGGUUGUGCUGCAGAGGGAGAUAGUCUGGUGGCUAGGAGCCCAAAUAGGUAAAUAAGGGAUAUCAUCUGUGUAGCUACUUAUACAGGUACUUUGUCGCUUCUGUCAGCCAUGCAGUGUUCCAGGGUAUACAUCCACCAUAGUAAAUAUGUCCAUUUACCUGGUUGCUUCAAAUUCUUUGCCACCUGGAGAAAUUAAAAUCCUUGGAGCUAGGAUCCUCAGUAAAAACUAUGUUACAUCAAUUAGAUUCAGUCAUGAGAUUUGGGAGGCAAGGGUCCUCUUCCUGUGCUUGGCUGUUGCUACUGGAAAGCAGGUUUAUCUAGAUGUUUGGCUUUCUGCAGCUGCUUUCACACUAACACCAAGGAUGAAGUAAGGAUGCCUACUGUAAUGGCUGGAGCUCCACAUGGGAUGGAGGUUCAACAGGUAAAAUACCAUCUACUCUGUGACACUUUGAGUUUUGCUAUAACAAAGUGUGGUUAAGAAGAGAAGGUACUGGAAAGAUGUCAAUAAGUAAUUCACAAAACUUAUGAGAAGUCCAAGCAGUGAGGCCUAGAAAACACCUGGACCAAGAGAGGAUGGACAGCUAUAAAAACUAAGGUCACAUGUCAGAGUCAGUCUUGUUAGCAUGGCUGCUGGACUUUUUCUUUAUUACUGCAUAGGUUGAUGUUAAGAAUUGAGUUAAGCCUCCUACAUUUAUGGCCCUGUUUUAGGAUUGGCCCACGAAAGCUCCCUCUUAUUCUUUGUUUCCUUUAUUCCUGAUUCUUGCUCUUCUGUUCAUCACCCCCACAACAUGUUGUUGUGUGUCCCUAGAUACAUAUGUAUCUUUGGCCACACAUAUGGUUUGGGUAUAUAUAUAUGUUGUGGAAGAGACGCACCAGCUGUUCCUCACACCCAUUUUCUCCUUCCUGGGAAAUCAGCUGGACUCUUUCCCAGCUUCCCUGACCCCUUAGUAUGGCCACAGGAUUGAACCUAGCCAGUUAGAUGGUAGCGGUUGUAUCCACAAUGGCCAACUUAAUGCAUUUGCACAUAUGACCUUGAAAGCUCAGCCACUGAGCCACCCAGGUGGCUGCUUUGAACACCCGGCCAGAUCUUUGUGUUCAAGAGAAGUGAUGUUGGUGAAAGUCCUUGUCUCACUCUCAAGCUUGAAAAAACAGUGCUUAGUAUUUCAUCAUUGGGUGUGAUAUUUGCAGCAAGGCUCUGAUUAAUGGUCGUCAGAUUAAUGAGGUGCCUUUCUGUUUGCUAUUACUUUUAUUGUGAAUUGGAUUUCAAAUUUUGUCAAAUGCUUUGAAUUGAGAUGAUCAUAUAUAUUUUUAAGAGUUCUGUCAGUGUAGGCAUGUCUGGGUGGUGCAGUCCGUUGAGCAUCUGACUCUUGGUUUUGGCUCAGGUUGUGAUCUCAGGGUUGUGAGAUUGAGCCCUGCAUCUUGAGACUCUCCCCCCCCCUCUCUCUCUCCCUUUCCUGCGUUUGUGCGCACAUGCUCUCUCUCUCUCUCUCUCUCAAAUAAAAAUAUUUUUUAAAAAGUUUUGUCAGGACACCUGGGUGGCUCAGUGGUUGAGCGUCUGCCUUUGACUCAGGGAGUGAUCCCAGAGUUCCAAGAUCAAGUCCCACAUCAGGCAUCCUGCAUGGAGCCUGCUUCUCCAUCUGCCUGUGUUUCUGCCUCUCUCUUUCUUUGUCUCUCAUGAAUAAAUAACAUCUUGAAAGAAAAAAAAAGUUCUGUCAGUGUAGCAAGUAAUAGAUUCACUUCCAUAUGUAUGAUCAACCUUGAAUUUUUAGAGUAUAAUCACUUUAGUUGAUUAUUAUCCUUUUUCAUAUAUUGCUGAAAUCAAUUUGGUAAUAUUUUGCAUAGGACUUUUGCAGCUGUGCUCAUGAAUGAACAUAAAUGUUUUCCUACAAAUCUUCCUUUUCUCAACACUGAGUGCUAUACCUGUUGCUAUAUGUACUUUUAACUCAUGUUUCUUUUUCUUCAAAUGCUCUAUUGGCCUCCCAUCUCUCUCAUAGCAUAAUCUAGAUUUCUUACAGUGACCUAAAAGGCUCUGUAUUUUCUGGAUUCCAGUUAUCUAACAUUCACUCCUUUUACUCAUGUUUUUUCAGCUACAUGGUCCACUAUGCUAUUUAUUGAAAAGUCUAGGCAUACCCCUGCUGCAGGCCACUGUACUUAUUAUUCCAUCUAUGUAGAUUGUUAUUUCCAUGAUAUAUACAUGACUCACUUAUGCACUUCAUUCAGGUCUCUUUUCAUGUCAAUUUUUGUAGUCCCCUCCUCUCUACUGCCAUCCAUGCUUAAUUUUUCUUCAAGGAACUUAUCACCUUUCCAAUUGCAUUUUUGUUUAUAUGAUUAUUGUGUAUUUCUCCACACCAAAAUAUAAAUUCCAAGACAACAGGCACUUGAUCUAUUUUAUUCAAUACUGUACCCCUAGGAUCUAAGACUUACUUGCCUCCAAUGUCUUUAGUUUUCUAGAGUUUCCAUUUAUUUAUUUAUUUGAGACAGAAUAAGAAAGCAUCAGCAGAGGGGAGAGGCAGAGGAAAAAGUAGGUUCCCCAAUGAGCAGGGAGUCUGAUGUGGGGCUCUAUCCCAGAACCCCAGGAUCAUGACAUGUGCUGAAGACUCUUAACUGAUCGAGCCACCCAGAGUGCCUAUUUAGAACAUUUAACAUAUCCAUUCUCCUAGUUAAGGAAUUUAGAUUAUAUAAAUCUUUGUCACCACAAAAAACUAAGUAAAGAAUUUUCUUAUAAAUGUUCUCUUAAAAAUA
Molecule: messenger RNA, 13079 nt
Organism: Nyctereutes procyonoides (raccoon dog)
Lineage: Eukaryota; Metazoa; Chordata; Mammalia; Carnivora; Canidae
Gene: RRP8
Product: ribosomal RNA processing 8
Exons: 7
Coding region: 127-1491 (454 amino acids)
Biological process (GO): rDNA heterochromatin formation; cellular response to glucose starvation; regulation of transcription by glucose
Cellular component (GO): nucleolus; chromatin silencing complex; rDNA heterochromatin
Molecular function (GO): methyltransferase activity
Source: RefSeq, a predicted model, not a curated record